This is a messenger RNA of Besnoitia besnoiti, 2937 nucleotides long. RefSeq lists its product as uncharacterized. The record is from RefSeq and is a predicted model, not a curated record. The transcript is spliced from 8 exons. Gene Ontology annotation, molecular function: metal ion binding. The coding region runs from base 1 to 2937 and encodes 978 amino acids. NCBI's taxonomy places the organism in Eukaryota, Apicomplexa, Conoidasida, Eucoccidiorida, Sarcocystidae.
AUGGCUUCGCCCGGUCUCUCUCACUCUGGGGUCCCCGUUCCGAGAGGAUCUGCGACUCCUCAGUUAGACGGACGGAGCUCCACAGCCUUCCCGGAGUCUCGCUGUUCGAGUGAGACGCUCUCGUCCCUCGGAUUGGAGACGACCCCAGGCGGAGAGCUCCGCCAGGCGCCCCCGUCGGGCAUUGUAGGAGUGACCUCACCGGUCUGCGGAGUCUCUCAUUCUCCCCCUCCUCAGGCUUCGUUUCCAGGGAGUUCUCCGAUACCCUCCUUCCGCGGCGCGCCGUCACGCACCCUCAAGAAGAGACACAGCGCUGGCGACUAUCUCACUGGCGUAGCGGCGGCUGCUGUGGAGGCAGCGGCGGCUGCCGCUCUUGUGGGAGGAGGAGGGGCGCCUGGAAGUUUGACAGGCGGGUCACCAGGGGGGGGCGUGCUGUUCUGGGGAAAGACUGACGCCGAAGAGGGAUCCUGCCGCUUCGCGAACGAGCUAGGGAACACCGCAGAAAGUCUUCUCUUCCCCAGCCUUGCACAGAGGCAGCCCGCCGGUGGAGACGGCACGAUGAAGGCGUUCGAUAACAACCCGGAGUGGAUGCCUCUCCUCCGAGCUGGCCUCCAGAACGCCAUGGACACCGACGCAAGAAUACACACGCGCGCCAUGAGGGAGGACCAAAAAGCAGCGCUGCGAGCUCUGCUUACUCUCAAGCAGCACGCAUUGCAAGCUCAACUGCAGCAGGUUGAAAAGCUGGUUGCCCCGCUUUACCACGGAGGAAAUACCACGAUCAAUGCGUCAUAUCUGUUGACUCUCUUCCCUGAUAUGGCAUCCCUGCUUUUUCCUUCGUUUCCGGCUGCCUCUACGCAAGCAAGCAUCUCGCCGUCUCAAGGUACCGCCAGCACCCCUUCGCCGCAUCCCCCUCCGGGUAUUACCAGUCCUGCGGGUCCUCUUCAUUCUCCCAGUCCCUCGAAGCCCGCCCAGAGUCAGGUGCCUCUCGGCGUCCUGGGAAUGUCAGCUCUGCGGGGCGGCCCUUCCCCUGCCGGAACGUCUGCCACCGUCGCCACGGAGGCUUCCCAAAGUGCGUACGCAACUCCGAAAAGUCAGCGGGGACAAAGCAAGAUCGAGGACAGGCUCUUUUUCACAUCCAGUGGUUCGACGGUGCUGCCCAACCACCAACCUGGACCGAACGACGCCGACUGCCUCCACAGCAGCCGGAAAGAAACCGCAGAAGGAUCAACAGCGUCUGGCGUCACCCCAGAAGUCCAACAUUUUCACCGGAGGAACGCGACGAGGUCGAGGACGGCGCCGGCGUAUACUUUGGACAAUCUCGCGAGCCUUUUCUCUUUGAUCUGCGAGGACGCAGGCGGCCCCGGCUCCAGCUCUGCGGCACUCGCCGACGCAGUCCUCCGAGAGGGCCAGUCGGCGGCUGGCGAUAGUGCCGGCCCACCUUCCCUGUCGGCGCAGAAUGCUUCGCCCCUGAACGAGGCGGCGUCUGCCCAGCAUCUCGUCGCAGAUACUGCCGCGUCAGACGCUGUGGCGUCUCUCCUUCGAGAGACAACCAACCGCAUGUCGACGCUGGAGCUGCGAGACCGGAGAGUGCGAUUCGACGAGGAACAUAGAGACCCGAUUUUCCUGCGCCAUAGCACUCGCUCGGCCUCCCUUGGGACAUCCCGCGCUCUUGGAGGAAAUGCCCUUAUGAUGUCCGCGGCGGCCACGGCCGUGGCAGCUGCGGUGGCGGCGGCUGAGGCAGCCGCAGCUGGAGAGAGCCAGGGAGAGUUCCUGCUUGACCAGGGCGCUGCUCAACUGACUGCUGGCGAGAGGCCUAUCAGUCACGGCGGCGUGAGAGGAGUCUCCCAGGCUUCGCCACUUUCUCCCAACUCGUUGCAGAGCGCCUUGUCGAGCCAAACAAGUCCCUUGUUGAGUCUCUCCGGCAGCACCGCGGGCUCUGCGGCUCCGGGGGAAAACUGGCUUUCCGGUCAGAGAGGCAGCGGAGGUGCGUGGGAUGCGCUAAGUGGCGUGUCUCGGCCGCAGAGCGUGGACAGAUCCGCUACCAGUCCUUCCUAUCCACGAACGCAGCGGCGCACUGCGACACUCCCUAGUACUACAGCGAACGCGCAACUACAGUCGAUGGACGUACAGUGCCUCUUACAUCUGCAAGGCUGGUGCAAGCCGUGCGCUUUCUACUACAACCGGAAGGGCUGCCGGAAUGGAGCCAACUGCGAGUUCUGCCAUCACGAGGUUCACUCGAAGCUGACGUUAAAGCAGUGGAAGAAACAACAGCAUAAGCUGAGCAAGCAGGGCCGUGCAGGACUUGGAGCUGGAGACGACGAACUUGCGGCCGCCGCCGCUGCGGCCGCCGCAGCGGCUCGCGUAGGAGGUUUAAAGACUGGCGCCGGGGCGGCAGGGGAGCUCAUGACCACAUCGUCUUUGGGCGCAGGGUCGCCGUACUGUUCGCCGCCUGUGGGAGGGCCAUCGCCGUGUAGCUCUACAGGAGCGCUCGAGAAUGCUGUAAUGCGUACCCUGUUUGGGGGCAGUGACAUAUCAACGAGCCUAUCAGCCCUCUCCCUGGUGGGCGACACCGCUUCCGGAGCGACAGCCAGAGAGGACACAACAGAGGGCCUAGACAUGUCCCCUGAAGGCACAUCCGGGCCUGCUGAUCCAACGUCUCGUAUCAGGGCCGCCUUGGCAGCGGCGGAAGGCACGCGCCUAUCCGCAGCGGCGAUUCCCCCCGCAGCACCUGCGGCUUCUGCGGAUGGUGAAGGACAAGGUUCACCGGAUGGAGGCAUCGAGAGACCGGGCCGGGCAGACGACGAGUUUAUGACUGGAACCUCGAGCGCAAUUUUUACCGACCUUGCAGGCAGUCCUUGCGAUAGCGGAUCGCGCAGCAUAUCAAGCGGCGGUGCUGCUUCUGGCAGCCCUGCCUGUCUUACCUUGCUUCGAAGGAUUUAG